Dipodomys ordii (Ord's kangaroo rat) is the source of this 2575-nucleotide messenger RNA. It is a transcript of the gene Flot2, whose product is annotated as flotillin 2. Bases 91 to 1377 code for a protein of 428 amino acids. The transcript has 11 exons. Gene Ontology annotation, biological process: regulation of myoblast differentiation; protein localization to plasma membrane. The record is from RefSeq and is a predicted model, not a curated record. Gene Ontology annotation, cellular component: plasma membrane. NCBI's taxonomy places the organism in Eukaryota, Metazoa, Chordata, Mammalia, Rodentia, Heteromyidae.
GCGGCUGGCGCUGCGGUCGGACCCGCCGCUGCUGCUGUUGCUGCUGCUGUCCAGUCCGUGCGGCCCGAGGGCCUGCGUCCCGCCAGCGACAUGGGCAAUUGCCACACGGUGGGCCCCAACGAGGCGCUGGUGGUUUCAGGUGGCUGUUGUGGCUCUGACUAUAAACAGUACGUGUUCGGCGGCUGGGCCUGGGCCUGGUGGUGCAUCUCUGACACUCAAAGGAUUUCCUUAGAGAUUAUGACGUUGCAGCCCCGCUGCGAGGACGUAGAGACGGCCGAGGGGGUAGCUUUAACUGUGACGGGUGUCGCCCAGGUGAAGAUCAUGACAGAGAAGGAGCUCUUGGCCGUGGCUUGCGAGCAGUUUUUGGGCAAGAAUGUUCAGGAUAUCAAGAAUGUCGUCCUUCAGACACUUGAGGGACAUCUGCGCUCCAUCCUUGGGACCCUAACUGUGGAACAGAUUUAUCAGGACCGAGACCAGUUUGCCAAGCUGGUGAGGGAAGUGGCAGCUCCUGAUGUUGGCCGCAUGGGCAUUGAAAUCCUCAGUUUCACCAUCAAGGAUGUGUAUGACAAAGUGGAUUAUCUAAGCUCCCUGGGCAAAACACAGACUGCUGUGGUGCAGAGAGAUGCAGACAUUGGUGUGGCUGAAGCCGAACGGGAUGCAGGCAUCCGGGAAGCUGAGUGCAAGAAGGAGAUGUUGGAUGUGAAGUUCAUGGCAGACACCAAGAUCGCUGACUCCAAGCGAGCCUUUGAGCUACAAAAAUCAGCCUUCAGUGAGGAGGUCAACAUCAAGACCGCUGAGGCCCAGUUAGCCUAUGAGUUGCAAGGAGCUCGGGAACAGCAGAAGAUCCGGCAGGAAGAAAUUGAGAUUGAAGUUGUGCAGCGCAAGAAGCAGAUAGCUGUGGAAGCACAGGAGAUCCUGCGCACCGACAAGGAACUCAUUGCCACAGUGCACCGCCCUGCCGAGGCUGAAGCUCACCGCAUCCAGCAGAUCGCUGAGGGUGAAAAGGUGAAGCAAGUCCUCUUGGCACAAGCAGAGGCUGAGAAGAUUCGAAAAAUCGGGGAGGCAGAAGCAGCAGUCAUUGAGGCAAUGGGAAAGGCAGAGGCUGAGCGGAUGAAGCUCAAGGCUGAGGCCUACCAGAAAUAUGGGGACGCGGCCAAGAUGGCCUUGGUACUAGAGGCCUUACCACAGAUUGCUGCCAAAGUUGCCGCACCGCUGACCAAAGUUGAUGAGAUUGUGGUCCUCAGUGGGGACAACAGCAAAGUGACAUCAGAAGUGAACCGGCUGCUGGCAGAGCUGCCCGCCUCUGUGCAUGCCCUCACUGGUGUAGACCUCUCAAAGAUACCCCUGAUCAAGAAUGCCACCGGUGCACAGGUGUGAGGCUUCUGCACACCCAGGCCCUUCAGCAGCUGCCCACCCUUUUCUCCAGCACCUGUUUUAAUACCACAGGGACAACGGCAACGUUACUGACUCUGGUGCCUUAUUUUAUAGGGACCAGAAGUGCUGCGUGUUCAGGCCAUCUCUGUCUGCCUUCCCUUCUCUCCUGUCUGUCUGUCUCCCCUCUUCUCCUCCAGACACUCUCACUGCCACCUUCAUCUACUUCAUGCCUUCUACUCUCAUGUCCCUACGUGUCGCUUCCUCUCAGUGUUUCUCCUUCUCCUUCUCCCCUACACAUAUUACAUAGUUUAAGCUAAAGAUAAAACCACUGUCUGUCUGUGGGGAGUGGCUCUACAGCUCCUCAGAAUCCUGGUGCCUUGAAGUUUUUCAUGUAUCCAUGUAUUUAUUCUCCCUACAGCCCUGCCUGGCCAGAGCUCAGCAUGGGUGCAGGGGUUCUGGGUAGAAGGCCCUUCUCUUGGCCUGGUCUUCCCAACCCUAACCUCCCUCCUGUCCCUGGAGGCCUGAGUAGCCAUGGCCUGCAGGGCCUUGGGCCAUUGCCCUUUACUUCAUCCCUCCCAAAGCCUAGACUUCUUACCCUGUCCUUCGCUCCCUUACCAUUGAGGCACAGAAGCAAGGCUUCCUGUCUAUAGCAGCUCCCUCCGUUUACUACUGCCUUAGGAGGCCUUGCCUGUGCUCAGGGAAGUCCCUUCGUUGGCAUUGCCCUGCAAGGUGGGUAGGAUCUUGCUCCUAAAUAUCCUAAGCCUUUCUGAGGUCAGGGUCUAGCCCUGUUGGGGACAGGAAAGUGUGUAGACCCUCUUCCUGCUAAGUACUGUGCUAUCUUGGGCAUGAGACUCUUCCAGUUGGCAGGACUGUGCCAACCCUGUAUAGAAUCAAGUGCCGUAGAAUGGCUAAACCCCAUUUUCCUUGUGCCAUCUUUCUUCCUGGCCAGAGUUAUGGGGUUCGAGCCAUGGGAAGCAUUUCAAGCUUCUGUCUUCAGUACCAAUAGGGGCACCAGAGCCCAGAGCCCAAAUAUCCUAGCAGGGGUACUAUGGACAUCCCACAGUCUCAGUUCCCACCCCUGGCCCUGCCCCAGCCUGUGUAGCUGUUCUGCAUGUGGAUGCUGCAUGUUUGGUCUGGGGCUUGGAUGUUGCACUGCCCCACUGCCUGUCCCCUCUAGGAAAAUAAAGAUCUCUUAUGCCUA